ACGUUCAAGGUCACAGCAAAGAUGAAGACUCACGUCACACUAUUUGACAAUGUUGAUUUUAAAUUUUGUAUAGCAGUAUGUUUUGCCAUCUUAUUGAUUACUGGAAUUUUGAAGAAAAUUUUGGAAAUACGAAAACUGCCUCCAGGACCAUGGAGUUAUCCAAUCAUCGGACAUUUAACAUUACUUGGAACAAAUCCUGCUGAAACCUUCAGUAAAAUGGCGAUUCAAUAUGGAGACGUUUUCUUCAUACGCAUGGGUAAGUGGCCGACCAUAGUGCUAAAUAGUAAGGAUGCAAUCGACGAAGCUUUAAAUAAAAUGCCUGAAAUAUUCUCCGAUCGUCCAAAGUUUUAUUCGAAUAAUGCAAUUAAUAAAAUGAAAGGCCUUGUGUUUGGGGAAUAUUCACAACGAUUGCGUUUACAUCGUAAGAUAGCAAACGGUGUCUUGCAAGAAUUUGCAACAAGUAAAUCAUCCCUAACUGAAUACUUGGUGAGAAAGGAAGCGGAUAUACUUAUCAAAACAUGGAUUCAGUCACGAGACAAUGAUUUCAAUCCUGUACAUGAUAUUGAUAUGGCAAUGGGGGCUGUUAUAUAUCAGUUAUUAUUUGGUUCCGAAAUGAACUGUCAUUCGGAUCAAACAUUCAUUGAUAUGGUUAAAAACCUUAAAAUUAUCAACGAAGGUGCCAGUGCGGGAAGUUUUGUGAAUAUGUUGCCAUGGGUACGAUUUAUUAUGCCGUCAAAAGUGAAACAACUUAUGGAAAGAUUGGAACUGAAUAGCAAAUUUGCUGAAAAAUGUAUAAGCGAGAGUCUACCGUCUUACGAUAAAAAUCACCAGCGUGGAAUGGUUGAUGGUCUUAUUUCUGCGGCAAAUAAGUACGCCGAGAAAGAAGUUCACCAUGAUGGAAUUACAAGGCAUCAGAUCUACUCAACUAUACGGGAUUUUAUUGGUGCUGGCAUUGAUACAACUUCAACAACAUUACAUUGGACAGUUCUGCUACUAUCAAUUCAUACUAACAUUCAAGACAAAAUGCAACAAGAAAUAGAUAACAUUCUUGGAGGACGGAGACCCUCACUACAAGACCAAGGAAAAUUACCGUAUGUGGAAGCAACCAUUUUAGAAGUAAUGCGACAUGGAACAAUUGCGCCACUGAAUAUUCCACAUUCAACAAGUAGUGAUGUUAAAUUUAGAGACUAUGAGAUCAAAAAAGGGACUGUUGUUUUCUGUAAUAUUUAUGGCAUUUUUAAGGAUAAAAAUAUUUGGACAGACCCAGACAAAUUUAGACCAGAGAGAUUUUUAACCAAGGAUAACACAAUUAUACAGGAGAAAGCUGAUAUUAUAGCAACACAAUUCGGUGUCGGUCGUAGGCGAUGUAUUGGAGAUACAUUGUCUAAACGGGAACUCUUUUUAUUUAUAACAAGUAUAUACCAAGCUUUUAGCACUAACUUGCGGUCUGGUCCAAAUUAUGGACGAAUAAUUACCAUAAACUGCAAGCCUACACCUUAUAAAAUACAAAUAAUUCCAAGAUAUUAA
Mytilus trossulus (common blue mussel) is the source of this 1527-nucleotide messenger RNA. Its product is annotated as cytochrome P450 1A1-like. Lineage: Eukaryota; Metazoa; Mollusca; Bivalvia; Mytilida; Mytilidae. The record is from RefSeq and is a predicted model, not a curated record. The coding region runs from base 22 to 1527 and encodes 501 amino acids. The transcript has a single exon. Gene Ontology annotation, molecular function: iron ion binding; heme binding; steroid 17-alpha-monooxygenase activity. Gene Ontology annotation, biological process: hormone biosynthetic process; progesterone metabolic process.